GCGACCCUGGCAACUUGUCGCAGACGACGCACGUUCCGAAUGUCCACGGGCGUUUCGCGCACUACGAAAGAGAGCAGUAGCGACCGUCGAGUAGCAUCGUGUUAAGGGAGCUCCGGUGAUUAACCGUGACUGGUGCAUAUUAGAAAUGGCCACUGCCGUAGACAAAGAUGCCUUAUACGCUGCCUACGAAGAUGUCAGAUCAGAUUUGACAAAAACUAACUGGGCUAUCUUCAAAUACGAUGGGACCAUGAUUUCCUACGAUUCUUCCGGAGACGAUCUAUCAGAAAUAAACUCCAAAUUUUCUGAUGACGAACGAGCCUUUGCCUUUGUACGUGUCAUAGCAGGUGAUGAAAUGAGCAAGCGUACAAAAUUUGUAUUUUUGACAUGGAUCGGACCAAAAGUGAGUCCACUUAAGAGAGCAAGAGUUAGCACAGAUAAAGCAUUAGUGAAACAAAUAAUCCAGAACUUUGCAGUGGAACUUCAACUAGAGAAUGCAGAUGAUUUGACAGAAGACUAUUUGCGGAAAGAAGUAAAGAAAGCAGGUGGUGCUAAUUAUGGUACAGGUAUCUGAAGUGUCAACAUAUGAAUGUUUGUGUGCCCAAAGGUGUAAUAAUAUAUGGUCUUUUUUUAUAUAACCAGAAUGUCAUAAAAGUGUCAUGGAUAUUUAUAAUAGGUAACAUUUUUAUUAAGGCAUUGAAUAGAUCUUUCCAUAAAGCAAUCAUAUCAUAUACAUGCAAACUGUGAUAAUCAUUUUGUAUGUGCUGGAAUGUAUCCAAUUUUUUUGACCCAACAAUUUUUAUUGCCCAACUGGAAAUAUUCCAGAGGUAGACCAAAUCUAUGAUUGAAGCGUCCAUUUUUCUUAUUGAUGUUUUAUGGAUCAACAUAUUGCUAAAUUUUUGUGUGAAUAAAAAUAUUGAUAUUUAA
Messenger RNA from Centruroides sculpturatus (bark scorpion), 924 nucleotides. RefSeq names its product coactosin-like protein. Gene Ontology annotation, biological process: regulation of actin filament polymerization. Gene Ontology annotation, molecular function: actin filament binding. Lineage: Eukaryota; Metazoa; Arthropoda; Arachnida; Scorpiones; Buthidae. The record is from RefSeq and is a predicted model, not a curated record. The transcript has 4 exons. Gene Ontology annotation, cellular component: actin filament; site of polarized growth; cortical actin cytoskeleton. The coding region runs from base 146 to 571 and encodes 141 amino acids.